AUGGGAAGCGACCAGGAUGGAUUGCCCCUCCUGGCCUUUGUGGAGACCUUCUGCGCAGGCUCAACGCGCGAGCUGACGAGGCCGCUGGAGACUGCCGUCUUCGAAGGUUCUCUGGUGGUGCAAUGGAGGCUUGGUGGCAGCAUCGUGAUGCUGCCAGAGCCUGGGAACUUCGAGCCAUUCAGGCCUCAGCUGCUUCGGGUGAGGCUCUUCACUCAGAGCUCCGUCGACAUGGACUUCGCCCUCGUGAGCGGGCUCCUGGGGAUGAUCGUGUGGCGGCCUCGGCGCGUGACUCCGACGUUCCGCUUGCUGCCGGCGGCCAGUUCCCCUGAGCUCCUGCAACCUGACCUUCUGAGCUUCUAG
Messenger RNA from Symbiodinium sp. CCMP2592, 360 nucleotides. The record is from the annotation of a GenBank genome assembly. Lineage: Eukaryota; Dinophyceae; Suessiales; Symbiodiniaceae.